AUGGCGUCCAUGUUGAUGGUGCAUAUGAAUCAAGGACAAGGGGAAACAAGCUAUGCUCGCAACUCCUUUGUUCAGAAUGGUGAGCAGAAGAGGAUGAAGCCCCUGAUAGAAGCGGCUAUCCUCGAUUUAUGCCCCAGCACUAGCACCUUGUUGCCCACAAAUAUGGUGAUUGCCGACCUGGGUUGCUCCUCUGGCCCAAACGCGAUAGCGCUAGUGUCGAUUGCCAUAGAGGCCAUCCACAAUCACUACCACCAGUUCUUACAGCCACCUCCCGAAGUGUCUGUCCUCCUCAACGAUCUGCCUGACAACGACUUCAACAUGGUGCUGAAGAGCUUGGUCACGCUACGUCGAAGCAACAAAUCUAUUGUCAUGACUGGGGUUUUACCCGGGUCGUUUUACGAGAGGCUCUUCACUAGUGGUUCCUUGCAUCUUGUCUGCUCGUCGAACAGCCUGCAUUGGCUCUCACAGGCUCCUGAAGGUCUGACAAGGAACCAGAUCCCGGCGUAUGACAUUGACGAGCAUACCAGGCUUGAAAGGCGCCCAAUGGUUCUUCAGGCUUAUGCACAACAGUUCAGGAAAGAUUUUACACGUUUCCUCGAGCUGAGGGCGAAAGAAAUGAUCCCAGGAGGCCGGAUGGUUGUUUCUCUUGUAGGGAGGGAUUCUGAUGUAAUCACCCCCGAAUUCUCUCCCCUCUGGGAAUUCAUAGCUCAGAUUCUAAGCGUCAUGGUCUCAGAGGGUGUAAUCGACAAAGCAAACUUUGACUCUUUCUAUUUGCCUGUGUAUGAACCUUCCAACAAAGAGCUGAGGGAGAUCAUCCAAGAUGAAGGCACAUUUUCAAUCACUGAGAUGCAGGUGAACAAUCCUUUUGUUGGUCUGGACAGCGCACUUGUGGUCCCAAGCAGGUUUGCUGGUGUAACCAGAGCCAUAUUUGAGCCGAUAAUAGUCCAUCAUUUUGGAGAAGUCAUGGAUGAAUUCGUGAGGACCUUGGAGCGACGCUGGAUCUUGGAAGGCAGCUUGCAAGUCGAUCUUGCCAAAAGCCCACGACCAAUGCUAGCGGUAUCCCUCAAGAAGGCAUGACCAGGCACACAGGUUACUCUAGUUCUUUGUGGUGGUGCCAUGAAGACAGAGAGUUCGAUGUACUCAUAUAUUUGAUUUUUCAGAUCUGGUGAGUUUAUGUUAUUGUGUCAUGUUGCUUUUGUUGGUUUGA
Molecule: messenger RNA, 1207 nt
Organism: Triticum dicoccoides
Lineage: Eukaryota; Viridiplantae; Streptophyta; Magnoliopsida; Poales; Poaceae
Product: jasmonate O-methyltransferase-like
Exons: 4
Coding region: 1-1077 (358 amino acids)
Molecular function (GO): methyltransferase activity
Source: RefSeq, a predicted model, not a curated record